Molecule: messenger RNA, 1173 nt
Organism: Candidula unifasciata
Lineage: Eukaryota; Metazoa; Mollusca; Gastropoda; Stylommatophora; Geomitridae
Source: the annotation of a GenBank genome assembly
AUGUUGUAUUUGGAAGAUUAUUUGGAGCUUAUUGAGAAUCUCCCUAUGGAGAUGAGAGAAAAGCUCACAGAAAUGAGAGAGAUGGAUUUGCAAGUAUCAAAUACACUAGACACAUUAGAGGAAAGUGUCAAAGCUUACUUCAAGAAAUGCCAACAGCCAAACUGUAAAAAAGACUGGCGAGAAGAACAGUUUAAAAAAAUCAAGGAGGAAUAUUACAAGGCACUGGGAGACACAGAUGAGAAAGUCCAGCUAGCAAAUCAUAUAUAUGAGCUUGUUGAUAGACAUUCUAGAAGGUUAGACCAAGAACUUUCUAAAUUUAAGAUGGAGUUAGAAGCUGAUAAUGCAGGAAUUACAGAAAUCCUGGAGAAAAGGUCUUUGGAAUUGGACAAACCUCCGCCCAGCUUGACCAAUCACAAAACUGAAAAGAGACGAUUAACCCAUACUCAGUCAUUGGUGUCCAAUCAUGUAGACAAACGGCCAGCAGCUGAAAUCCUGCCAUCAUUGACCAGUGAAGUAGUCAGGGAUUCUUUUGCACAACAGCGUCCUAGCUCAACUUCCAGCUCCCCGGCCAUGAGCAUGUUUAAUUCAGCAGGAUCUGGCAUGUCAUACACCCUCGGCAACAUCGGUGCUGGCAAUGCUGCCAUCACUGUGGCCACAACCGCGCAGACUCCUUCUGUAACACAGCAAAUACCUCAGGGUCGCCGUGCAUCAAAUGUGAAAGCUGGUACUUAUGAUUUGGUGGCCAAAACCUCAGCACCGUUACCCAAAGACCUGAGUUUAAACCUUUCCCAAUCUGUCUCAGCACCCUCCACACCAGAACCGGUCCCCAGGUCACAAAGAACAAAAAAACAGACAUCCAAAGCUGCAGCUCUGGCCGCUGCGCAGCAAGCAACAGCAGCCAGUGUGUCGCAGCCAUCAACCCCUCAGGUCACCACCACAGAAACAGAGGAACUGUCUACAGAAGUUCAGGUUGAUGAAUGGAAUGCAGAUCCUAAUGAACCCCGAUACUGUUUGUGUAACCAGGUGUCGUUCGGAGAAAUGGUUGGCUGUGACAAUAACGAUUGUCCAAUAGAAUGGUUCCACUACGGUUGUGUGGGCCUCACCCAAGCACCCAAAGGAAAAUGGUACUGUCCUCAAUGUACAGCGGCCAUGAAGAGAAGGGGCAGGAGAUGA